AUGGUUAUAUGUUACACAGGGGCUGCCAUAGAGUGCACUCAUCACAUGGGAGUUGCCACAGUGGGCACUCAUCACAUGGGAGCAGCCAUAAUGUGCACUCAUCACAUGGGAGCUGCCAUAGUGUACACUCAUCACAUGGGAGCUGCCAUAGUGGGCACUCAUCACAUGGGAGCUGCCAUAGUGGGCACUCAUCACAUGGGAGCUGCUAUAGUGUGCACUCAUCACAUGGGAGCUGCCACAGUGAGCACUCAUCACAUGGGAGCUGCCAUAGUGUGCACUCAUCACAUGGGAGCUGCCACAGUGAGCACUCAUCACAUGGGAGCUGCCAUAGUGUGCACUUAUCACAUGGGAGCUGCCAUAGUUAGCACUCAUCACAUGGGAGCUGCCAUAGUGUGCACUCAUCACAUGGGAGCUGCCAUAGUGUGCACUCAUCACAUGGGAGCUGCCAUAGUGUGCACUCAUCACAUGGGAGCUGCCAUAAUUAUCCCAUGCCACUAG
Molecule: messenger RNA, 498 nt
Organism: Procambarus clarkii (red swamp crayfish)
Lineage: Eukaryota; Metazoa; Arthropoda; Malacostraca; Decapoda; Cambaridae
Source: RefSeq, a predicted model, not a curated record